AUGUUUGGCCGUGACAAGAGGACCGGUAGAGGUGGCAGUGGGCAUGGGUGUGCGGCUGGGGAACCAAGAAAGGGUGUCGGCAACACGUUCGGCAGGUGUUUCGGUGACCCAGACGCAGUGGCAACGGUAGUGGUUCAGGGCUGGGCCGAGAUACCAACCUUUGACAGCGUGGGGGGCCCAAGUUUCGCGAGCAGCAGGCUUGAUGUGAACAAGGACGCGAGUGCCGGGAGGAGCUUGGGGGGUGCGGUUAAAGUCAAAGGCGCCGUGGAGCUGGGCAUGAGCAGACAGUUUGGGAUUGAUGCGGGAGCGGCGAAGAAGAUUUAG
Messenger RNA from Phaeodactylum tricornutum CCAP 1055/1, 324 nucleotides. RefSeq lists its product with no specific name. The record is from RefSeq and is a predicted model, not a curated record. Lineage: Eukaryota; Bacillariophyta; Bacillariophyceae; Surirellales; Neidiaceae. The transcript has a single exon. The coding region runs from base 1 to 324 and encodes 107 amino acids.